AUGAAUGGCGAUGAUGAUGAUAGUGUUCACGAAAGCACCGGCAGUGGUGAGACAUUACCAAAUGCCAAUAAAAGUGACAAAAGUAGGAAUUCUCUACUCUGUUUUAAAAGAAAGAAGUCACCAUACAAGACUAAAGGUACCACGCCUAGUGACAAUAAAAUUAAAAAACCUACACGUUCAACAAAGCCUUCCAAUAAAGCUACACUUUCAAAAGAUACAACCUCUAAAACACAUCAAGCUAAAACGUCAAGAAAUUCGCCAAUAUCUUUCACAAACAUUACUGAAAUAUCUCUGUCUAAAGAAGAAGAUGAAGUAAAAACGAAGUCAUUCAAGGAUGAAGACCAUGGUGUCACUGAAACUACAAAACAACACAGAGAUAUAGAAUCACAUGAACCUGUGAAAACUGAAGUUGAAGAGGUUGAAAAGUUAUCACUGGAAGAUAAAGAUGUAGCAUUCGACGAAAACCUGUGCAAAAUUCAAUCGUCAUCACAAGAUGAUGAUAUAAGCAAAUCACCUUCACAUUUGCCUGUUCUAACUGACCAAAAUGAAAAUCUAGAAAAUUAUCCAACAUCAAUAGGUACUGAACAGUUUGCUAUACAAAAAUAUCCCUGUGAAUGUUGUGAAUGCUGUCGAAAUCAUCAUCAUCAUCUUUCUAUUACAUAUUGUUCUCCAUCCUUAUUACCAGAUGACUCUGAUGCAGUGCUGGAAGAAGAAAAUAUCCUCCCGGCUGCUUUAAAUUUAAGAAUAGUCCAGUCAAUUGAUAAUACUGAACAUGUACUUGCAGAGAAUAAAAUUUCCUUGAAUACAUUAUUUCAACCAGAUGUUGAAACACUGGAUGAAUUAGAUCCAGUGAAUGCGGUGUAUAAUGCAACUGAGCGAAAUGCCCUAUCAAAACAUGAGCCUCCACUGAAUCAGACAACUGCUACAAGCUCUAAAACUAUCCAACAUUGUGAACUGCCAUCUGUUAAACUCACUAUUACAGCUUCUACAUCAAGUCCACAAAAGUGUAAAUUCAAUGAAAGAAAUAAUUAUUGUAUGUGUGGUUGUUCUCUUGUUAACAAGAAUACAAAUAUGCAGCGUGAACAAACAAUCGGAAAUUCGUCUGCAGAAUGUCGAACAGAUGAGGAGUUUUCUAGAAAGUACAGUACUGAGUCUAAAGUACAAUUAUCACAGUCACAACCGAAGCCAUUGCCAUUGUCAUUGCCAUUGCCAAGAGAAUCGCAGAGAACACCAACACCACCGCCAAGAUCAGAAACACCGACACCGACACCGCCACCAUCACCACCAUUGUCAAUAUCAAAACAAUCCGAACUGUCGAAAUCAGUACAGACUAUGACAUCAUCGACAACAGCUUUCAAAACUCCAGCAUUACUAAUACUGCCUGAAACAGAUAUACAAAAGUCGAGAGAAUCAGCGCCAAGUGUGUCAUCAACAAAAAUAAUAGCAGCAGCAGCACAGAAACACCCACCUGCAACACCAUAUGAACGAAUAGUGUGUAAUUGUUCAGUGAAAGCCAAUCACUGUCACUGUUCGAAUAGAAUAUGCACCACUUUCAAGCAAAUUGAACAAAUGCACUAUCCGUACAACUGUAAGCCAUAUAAAUAUAUUCUUUGUCCUGCAGAUAAAGGCUUACAACAGUGUGAUUGUAUAAUUCUGUGUAAUCAUCAGAACGGACUGAGUGUAAGUCGACAGUAA
Molecule: messenger RNA, 1695 nt
Organism: Trichobilharzia szidati
Lineage: Eukaryota; Metazoa; Platyhelminthes; Trematoda; Strigeidida; Schistosomatidae
Source: the annotation of a GenBank genome assembly